UUAGAAGAGCAGCAGCUACUGAUCUACUGAGGCCUCAAUCUCAGCUUUCCAGCAUAAAAAGAUGACGUUCAUUAUCUGGGGAUUCAUUUAAAGAAGAUGCUUCAAAAGUUGGAGCAGAAGGCUCUGAAGCAAGCUAAGCAGAAGAAAUCUAAGUCGGCUGAAUUUCUGAUGGCCAAAGAGCAGGAGCUGGAGGAAGAGGAGAGAGGGAUGAUGAAGGGCAUUGUAAAUCCUGUGUUCCUGAGUGGAGAGGAGGAGGACAAGCAGAGCUGUGGCAGACAGAGGGAUGGGGGAAGAGAAAUAGGAGGUGACGGGCAGGAUAGCACUCUUGCCGCUCACCAACAGCAAACGAAGCUGGAAGCCCUUGCCGGCACAAGAGGAAAUGAAGGUGCUCGAAAUUACUUUGACCCCUGGGCGACAGCGGAGGGUGACCUGAGGCAGCGCGGGAUGUCCAGGGUUGGAGCGGGAGAUGAGCUAGAAUUAAAAUUCAUGCAUGAGGACGAACGGGGUCUGUAUGAGAAACUGUCUCAGAUGCUGAAUGAAGAUGAAGCUUCAACUGUCAUAGAUUUGCCUGGCAGUUUUGUGGAAGAAAGACCAGUGGCUGUGGCUCCUAGAGUCCCGCGGGCUGGAUGGAGAGAUCAAAUGAGGGAGAAGUUGGAGGAGAGGAGAGAAGAGGUUAUCCCCCACUAUGUGGAACAACUGAGAGAACAUGUACAGGAUGACAUGAUCCCAGUGGGCAGGGCUUCACUGGAGCAGGAUGAAUGCACGGCGGAGGAGAAGGAGUGGGCGAGAAAACGGAGAGUGAUGGCUGUCUUAAGGGGGAAUACAAAGGAGUCGUAUUCAAUUAGAGACAUGGAACAAGAGGAAGCUGCUCUGCAGGAUCGGCUUUAUGCGGCUUUCCAGCGUUCAGAGAGACGAUUGCUGAAUUCACUGCGUCAGCGUCAGGCUGAAGUCAUUGCCCAGUAUGGAGAAAUCACUGAAAUCACCGAGCCACUGGGCAUCGGAUCUGACCUUCCCUGGCAGGUGGAGUGGACACGAACCCCACAGCCAGUGGAGGUGUGUGUUGUGUGUUUACGGGCAGUGAGGGAGAAGCUCAGCAGGGGGCUGUACAGUGUGUGUGUGUCCCUGCACAGUGGGUUGGGUGGCCCUGCGCUGCGCUGGUCCCGCCUGAAGGAGCAGCAGUGGACGGGAGUCACAGAGCCAGUGGAACAUCACGGCCGGAUCUGCGACAUGGAGCUAAUCAUUAACCAGAACCUCCAUGUGGUCUUGCCUGCAUCAUGUGACCUCUUGCCCUCCACUGUGCUGAUGUUCAGGCUUCUGAGCAUGCCCAGUAAGCAAUGUGCUGUGAGUGCAGUGGUGGCCUGGGGGGUAUUCCCCGUGUGUGACUGCUCUCUAACCCUUAUCCAAGGUAGAUUUCGCACUCCGCUGCUUCGGGGUUGUCCCAACUCAGCGAUAGACCAGUUCAGUAAAAUAGAGCAGCUGCUCUCUGCUGACUUGGACAACUGGCUCUGCAACCUUUACUUCCAGGUCAGGAAACUCCAGCAAAGAAGUCAAGGGGUUCCAGAGUGCAAUGCCAAUGAAGUCACCAAUGAAGAGCCUCCUCCUGUUAUAUCUACUUCUACCUGCUCCUCUACCUCGCUAGCAGGUAAGAGUCCUGCUGGAAUCCUCCCCAUCUUAGAGCCGGCGUCAGAGCAAGCUAAACCUGGAACACAAAGCAAGGGUGGCAAACAGAACCAGCCAUUCAGCAAGAUAACCAGCCAAAGUGGCUGUGAGAGAGAAAGAGAGGUACAGACGAGUAUCAUCACAGAAGAACUUCAACAUUUCUCCUUCUCCCUACAGUCUCAGGGAGCUGCUCCACUCUACAAUGUUGUGUGUUGUGGUCCAGCCGAGCGGUUGUGUAUGGUUUGGCGUAUGCUUCCUGCAGAGCUUGGUCUAUCAGGUAGCCCUCGGCCCACUUUCAGCCAGCUCACACUCCUCGUCACCUUCAUCUUUCUCACUUGGUUUCCUCGCCUUUACCUGCACUACUGUGGCCAGUGGCUCUACCUCCAUGCUCGAAACGUACCUAUCAACAGGCUUUGCUUCCAUGCCCACACGGUGGAUUUGGUAUAUCAGAGCUCUCUCCUGUGCACCCUGGAGGAGCUGCUGCUGGUGUUGUUGGGGCCCUUGACCUUGAAUGCAGCUAUGUUUCUGCUGCUUCUGAUCAGAUGGCUCUGUCAGCUAGUGUUUGGCUCAACUCCUUCCUUCCUGUCAAAGCUGAUCAUGGCUCUGGGAGUGUGGACAGUGCUUGACCCUCUAGCGGUCUUCACUGUGGACGCUGUCCUUGGGCGUCUGUCUUACAGUGCAGAAAAGCCAGUGGCCGACGCCGCUAAGCUUUACUGGCACUUCCAUCGUUUGGAGCAGUCAGGCACAGCAGGAAUUCUCAUCACCCUCUUCCUGUAUACCGUCCUCUUCAUUCUGUCCUUCACCAUGCUCUAUAUGUACUUCCUCAGGUUCCAUAAUGAUGGCAGAAUGCUGGAUGUGUACCUUCGUAUCCACAGUCCAGAGAGAGCAUUUUUUAUCCCAGAUGAUUUUGAACUGUCCAAUCAGGAGCUUAGCUACAUUGUAAAGAAGGCGGAGCAAUGGAGAGGUUUCAAUGGGGAGAGACGAAAGGUGGCAGUGUAUGAUUACAUCUGGACCCAGGAGGAGUCUGGAGGGUGCGUAUCCCCUGGGGCUGUACCCACUGUAGUGGGAGAGACGAGCACCCAUGUGUCCAUCUACACCCUGUACCUGAGCGGCCUGCGUCAGCGCUACAGACACUUCCUCAGGCAGCCUAGUGGAGCCAUCGUAGAGCUCAUUGGGGAUUUGGACGGUGCAGCUGCUCAUCAGAAUGUCCAGUGUCAGAAGACAGGGCAGAAGGAAGUCGACAGGAGGAUGAGGAGCUCAACACAUGCACUCAGAGAAAGGAAGAGCAAGAAUCCUGUAUGGCGCUGUAACAGGGUGGGACCUCUCAGUGGGAGUGCCUGUGAGCCCAACACAACAGUGAAGGAUCACUGAAGCUAAAGUUGCUUACAGGAGCUAAAGCCACAUGAGAAUCUAAGUGAAAAGUCCUACAUGUGAAAAAUGUGAAAAGUCUCAAAUACAAAAUCAGGUGACACAACAGCAUCUUUAGCAAUAUUCUACUCCUAAACCUGAUUAUCAGCUUAAUGUUCAAGGGUUGCAAUGAUGGAUUUGCCCUUAUUUAUCAAGUUGUGUAAAAACAGGCACCGAUUUGAACACACAGUAAGUUGCAGGACAUAAAAUGAGCUCUGAUUUGAGUGCCGUUUAUGAAUUAGAUUCAAAUGUGUAGAAACAAGCUCUUGCCCACUAAUAUAAGAUAUGCCCCAACAUAACCUUAUAUAUUAUAUUUGAUUUGCAUGAAACUUGCCUUAAUUUAUGGAGUUGUUGCGCCAGUGAGCCAAUAAAAGGAAAAUAUACAGCAGACUACAGUUAUAUAUAUAUAUAUAAAUCCAUUCAGUACUAAAUAGGUCAGAUAAAGCUGAAGUCAAAUUUAAUUAAAGCUGUAUAUAUUCAUAUUGGUAAGCCAAAUUUCCAUCCUGAUCAAAUAAAUAAACAAAUCCAUUAUUUAUAGAAACAAAACUCUAAAAGAAAUUAUUCAAACCAAAAUGAAUAAAAUCAACUCUGGUGUGUUUUAGUAUUGAUAUGAAAUUAUGUAAUAAUAAUAAUAAUAAUAAUAAUAAUAAUAAUAAUAAUAAAACUUCUGAUGAUAAUUUUUUUGGUUGUUAAGUUGGUAUUCUCCCAUUUACACACACACACAGUCUAGCCACAGUCAUCUAGCCAUCACAAUUUGGCCCGUGACACAGUCACUCAGAUCCUUACUCUUGCCCAUUUUUCAUGCUUCCAACACAUCGACUUCAAGAAGUGACUGUUCACUUGCUGCCGAAUAUAUCCUACCCCUUGACAGGUGCCACUGUAAUGAGAUGGUCAAUAUUAUUCACUUCACCUGUCUGUGGUUUUAAUGUUAUGGCUGAUCAGUGUAUAUAUAGUUUAAUCCAUGUCAGUUGUGAGAAUAGUGACUGUAGUAGUAGUAGUAGUAAAACUAUGACAGACACAUCAUAAUUAUGUUUUCUUCGUCUUUUUAACACCAAAAAGAUAUGAUAAAUAUUGUUUUUAGUAGACACCCAGAUCUCUACUACAUUUAAACAUUUAGUUCCCUUGUAACUGAAAACCCAGGAAGCCUAGAGACACCAAAAAGCUAAACCUGCAUACACAGUCUGAUGUAGACAUUAUAAUCAUUUUAAAAAAAAAGCAUUCCAUUGUGAAAUAAAUGCUGGUUGUUACAUCCUCAGUGCUGCCUCCACAUUGUGAGAAAUUAGAAUCCUAAAAGUCACUUAUCAGGAGCCAGUGAUAAAAUAUCAAUAUUGGGAACCCAUUAGGCAGGAUAAUAUUCCAGCUGCCUUGAUUUGUAUUGAGUAUGUGUCUGCUGGCCAGGGCUUUGAUGAAAUGAACUGGCCCACAAAUCAGGCCUUAAUGGGAGCCUACUUAUACAUACAGCUUAAUUAAAGGUUGUGGGCUUAUUAACAUGUGUCUGAGAGAUGGAGACCUGCUCUUGCACUGAACCAGGUUGUAAAGGUUUUAUAGAUAACCUAUCAUUAUUAAAGCCCAUCGCUUAAUAUUGGAUCUUAAUAACCUGUCAUUUUGAUGAUGAUUCUGAUGAUGAUUCUCUUUAUGGCAAGUCAUUAUGGCUCGAAGUUGCAGCUGGAUUGGAGAGUGUGUUUGUGUGUAUGUGUGUGUGUGUGUGUGUAUGUGUGUGGGACAAGUAUGAAGUGAUCAGGAACUGUGGUCCCCUCUGCAGUCAUUACAUCCUUAUUGCUAUUGCAGCUUUUAGCUCCUGUGCUACUGUAUAGAGGAUUAGAGGAGAUUCUUAAGGAGUUAAACCAUUGUUCAUCAGGCUAACGUUCCAAACAUAUUUCACCUUACAGACUCACUUAAUAAAGUAAAAUGACCUUUGCAUUGCAAAUACACCAGCAUUUUUGCAUUUUGUUCAUCAUUAAUACUCUACUGGUCCCACCACUAUCAACAUGGCUUGUCCUCACUUUAGAUGUUAACAGAAUUUCUGUAUCUCAUGGGCCCUGUGAUGAUGAUUCAAUUCAAUUUUUUUUCAAUUCAAUUUUAUUUGUAUAUCGCUUUUAACAAUGGACAUUGUCAGAAAUAAAUACAUUCAGGAUAUAAAUUAUAAAAGUAUGAAUUUAUCCCUAAUGAGCAAGCCAGAGGCAACAGUGGCAAGGAAAAACUCCCUGAGAGGAUAUGAGGAAUAAACAUUGAGAGGAACCAGACUCAAAAGGGAACCCAUCCUCAUCUGGGUGACAACAGAUAGUGCAAUUAUAAAUAAAUCCCUUCCAUAAGUGUGUACUACAUGGACAAAUAGUGUAAUUGUGCAACCAGGAAAUUGAUUAAAGUUUCCACAUGAGUCUGUUUUGUUGAAUCUAUCCACCAUCCACUGAUGGAGACCUGAGUGCAAAACUGCUCGCGGCAACCGCAGUCCCAAGCCAUUACAGUACAACUGCCCAAAUGAACCGCAGUCCAAAGCCAUCUCCACGGUCCCCAAGCGGCACCAUCCCCAGCAAUCUCAAUGAUCUUCAGGCAAUCCAUGUGGGGCCACCACCAGCAGCAUCAAGCGAUCUCCAAUCGAUGAGAACUCCAACCAGUAGUAGGGCAUCAAGAUGGAUCAGGCAGGUCUGGAGAACAGAAGGGAUCAGAAUCACUGGUAUCUCAGGAGUAGCAUGUGUAGCUCAAAAGAGAGAGAGAGAGAGAAAGAGAGAGGGAGAGGGAGAGAGAGAGGGUGAGAUUGUUAGGUAUGCUUUUUGUCUCGUAAUGGUUAAGGACAAUGUACUUUGCAUGCAGAGUGUAAGCAGGGACUCUGGCAAGACUAGCUAUGACAGCAUAACUAAAAGGGAGAGCCAGAAGGUAACACAGACAUGACGUCAACAAACCUGAGUAAACGCAUGAGGGUGGGGGGGCAACAGCACCCAAACUUCCCAGUUCACCACAACACUCUAUGACUGGGAACCCUCCAGGUCUGCUGCUUUACCUAAGAAAAAAUUAUUCGCAAAAGGCUUGACUAAACAAAUACAUUUUCAGCCUAGACUGAGACCGUGUCUGAGUCCCGAACACUAAUUGGAAGGCUGUUACAUAACUGUGGGGCUUUGUAAGAGAAAGCUCUACCCCCUACUGUAGCCUUCCCUAUUUGAGGUACCAACAAAUAGCCUGCACCUUUUGACUGAAGUAGGUGUGAUGGAUCAUAAAAGACCAAAAGUCCUCUCAGAUACUGCGGCACGAGACCAUUCAGUGCUUUGUAGGUCAAGUAUUUUAUAAUCAAUGCGAAAUUUGAUUGGGAGCCGGUGCAGUGUGGAUAAGAUAGGUGGUGAUGUGGUCAUAUCUUCUGGUUCUAAUAAGGACUCUUGCUGGUGCAUUCUGGACUAACUGGAGCUUGUUUAUGCUAUUGGAACAUCCAGACAGUAAGGCA
This is a messenger RNA of Pangasianodon hypophthalmus (striped catfish), 6499 nucleotides long. RefSeq names its product orofacial cleft 1 candidate 1 (gene ofcc1). NCBI's taxonomy places the organism in Eukaryota, Metazoa, Chordata, Actinopteri, Siluriformes, Pangasiidae. Gene Ontology annotation, cellular component: perinuclear region of cytoplasm. The record is from RefSeq and is a predicted model, not a curated record. The coding region runs from base 97 to 3030 and encodes 977 amino acids. The transcript has 21 exons.